Maniola jurtina (meadow brown) is the source of this 4489-nucleotide messenger RNA. Its product is annotated as phospholipid-transporting ATPase IF. Lineage: Eukaryota; Metazoa; Arthropoda; Insecta; Lepidoptera; Nymphalidae. Gene Ontology annotation, molecular function: ATPase-coupled intramembrane lipid carrier activity; magnesium ion binding; ATP binding. The coding region runs from base 145 to 3543 and encodes 1132 amino acids. Gene Ontology annotation, cellular component: plasma membrane; endoplasmic reticulum; trans-Golgi network. Gene Ontology annotation, biological process: phospholipid translocation. The transcript is spliced from 17 exons. The record is from RefSeq and is a predicted model, not a curated record.
UCAUUGAUAUCGUAUUGGCAUGAUACUGAUAAGAUAACUUAUAGAUGUGGCUUCAGUUGUCCGUGGACCCUGGUGUUUACAGAUUGUAUAAUAUGCUUCCCGUAUAAUGCUGUAGUGUAUAAUGGUGGUCAACAAAACUGUAUAAUGAGGGAGUGCGGUGUACCAGUGUAUAAUUUUUACGGACGCCUCCGUGACUGUUUGCGUUCCUGUUUUCUUCUAAUAUGUUGGUGGCAUUCCAACAAAGUAUCCGCGGCAUCGCCGACGCGGCAGAUCGAGGUGGGCGCGGCGCAGGCGGCGGGCUCCAAGCGUCGCAAGCACAACAAGAUCAAGACCUCCAAGUACACGCUCCUCAUGUUCAUCCCCAAGAAUCUCGCCGAGCAGUUCCGGAGGGUCGUCAACUUCUACUUCCUCAUCGUCACUAUCAUUGCUAUUGUUAUUGAUAGUCCCGUGUCUCCAUUUACGAGCAUCGCGCCGCUAAGCUUCAUGGUGCUGGUGACGGCGGUGAAGCAGGGCUACGAGGACUGGCUGCGCCACAAGGCGGACAACAGAGUCAACAACCAGAUUGUGGAAAUCGUCUACAAAGGUGUCAUCAAAGAAGUGAAGAACUCUUCAAUAGCGCCUGGAACUCUUGUCAGAGUAAAACGUGGAAGAGAAGUGCCCGCUGACUUGGUGUUGCUGUGCGCUGCGGGUGAGAAGGGGAAAUGCUUCAUCACCACGGCCAACUUAGAUGGCGAGACCAACCUGAAGACCCUAAGAGUUCCCCCAUCGUUAAUAGGAUAUACAGCAGAUAUAAUACCCCACGGCAUGCGUAUCGAGGUCCCAGAUCCGGUCGCAGAUCUGUACACAUUUUACGGACGUCUGGAAAUCCCUGGCAUGGACAGUCUGGCUUUGUCGACAGACAAUAUCAUGCUGAGGGGAUCACGGGUUAAGAAUACUGAGUGGGCAAUCGGAUGUGCUGUGUAUACGGGAGAGGAAACUAAACUGGCUCUCAACUCAAAGUAUUCAGGCAACAAAUUCUCAUCAAGUGAAGCCGUUGUCAAUAAUUACCUAAUGUUCUUCAUUUAUCUCCUCAUCCUGGAAAUGACAGGCUCUUACACUGCGAAAAUGAUAUUAGAACAUUGGUAUCCCAAACAUGAAUCAUAUUUAGGAGACAGACCAGAGGACACUUUCAAAAUUAAAAAUAUUUUACAGGACUUAUUCUCGUUCCUGCUUCUUUACUAUUACAUCAUUCCUAUGUCGUUGUACGUCACUAUUGAAUUGUACAAGUUUAUUGGCGCUUUCUUCAUCGGAUGGGAUGAAGAUUUACGCUGCGGGGAAACUGGAAGACCAGCUAUAGCCAACACGUCAGAUCUAAACGAAGAGUUGGGUCAGGUGGAGGUUCUAUUUUCUGACAAGACUGGAACCCUUACAAAGAACCUCAUGGUAUUCAAAGCAUGCUCUAUUAGAGGACAAAUCUAUGAAGAGAGGGAUUCCAAACUUUAUGAUUUAGAAAGGUUCGAUGAACCGGUAGAUAUUUUUCAGACAGACAUCAGAUUUUUCUUUACAAUCCUCGCUUUGUGCCACUCAGUGCAAGUUUCCAGUGAAGAUAUGAAAAAGCUUAGCGCUCGUUUCUCAGCGAGUGACGGCUUACAACUAAUCAAUCUCUUCCGUCGGAAGAAACAAUCUAAAGGAAGCGGAAACAAUGUUGUGGAGACGAAUGAAAACAGUGUCGCAGAGAAUGUGACUUGGAGUUCAAUAAUGAGCGAGAUCGGAAGUAAAAUGGAUUAUCAAGGAAGCAGUCCAGAUGAGAAGGCACUCGUCGAAGCGGCAGACAGGAAUGGAGUUACAUUUUUAGGCGAAGAAGGCAACAAUUUAAUACUCAAAAUUGGUGGUAACACAGAAAUGUAUGAAAGAUUGCAGGUGAUAGAGUUCACUUCUGAAAGGAAACGAAUGUCCGUUAUCGUGAGAGAUAAGGAUGGGAAGAUAUGGUUGUUCUGCAAGGGAGCUGAGACAUCGGUGUUUUCAAUUUGCAAAGACACGGUGUAUAUAGAGGAAACAGACAGGGAUAUUAACACAUUCGCAAACAAAGGGUUGAGAACUCUAGCAGUUGCUUAUAGAGAAAUACCAGAAGAAGAAUAUGAACGAGUAUCUCAACUGAUAAAAAGGAUAGAUGGUAGUAGUGCAGAAGCGUUCAAGCAAGUAACACAGCAAUAUAGGGUGUUGGAAAAGGAGCUAACACUGCUCGGAGCGACGGCCGUCGAGGAUUGUCUCCAGGACGGUGUGGCGGACACCCUCGCUUCACUACGAAGAGCUGGAAUACAUACGUGGGUGCUUACCGGGGACAAGGUGGAAACAGCCAUCAACGUAUCACAAUCAUGCUCGCAUAUAUCAGAAAACGACAGGCGGUUGUACUUAGUCGGCAUCCAAAACGAGGAAGCCUUACAAUCCCACCUAGAUUUAUGCAAGCGCACCCUACAGGAGCCUGGCUACAGAGAUCUGACGCUGAUAGUGGACGGGACGAGCAUGAGCCAUGUACUGGAUACACCGGCUGCGGAUACGUUCGUCGAAAUAGCGAUGAAGUGCCAUGCUGUGCUGUGCUGUCGACUCUCACCGAUACAGAAAGCUAAAAUAGUGAAAUUAAUAAAAAACAGUCCCGAUCGUCCAAUAACUGCCGCGAUUGGAGACGGGGCGAACGACAUAUCAAUGAUACAGGAAGCUCAUGUUGGCUUCGGCAUCUUUGGCAAAGAAGGUCAUCAAGCUGCGAGAUCAGCAGAUUUUGCGUUCACGAAGUUCUCGAUGAUCAAAAAGGUGUUGCUAGUGUUGGGCCACUGGUACUACCAGCGGCUGGCCACACUUAUACACUUCUUCUUCUACAAGAAUCUAAUCCUUGGUAAUAUUAUGUUUAUUUUUCAAACGAACUCAAUGUUCUCCACUCAGUCGAUAUUCGACUCGAUGUAUCUCACUUUCUACAACCUGUUCUUCACCUCCGUCCCCUGCUUGAUACUCGCAGUGACCGACCAGAGGUGGCCGGCCAAUCUUCUUUUGAAAAACCCAACGUUGUAUAGACAAAUAAGGAAAAACAAACUUCUGGGUUGGCAGUACUUUGUGGCUUGGUUCUUCACAGCUCUCUAUCACUCUCUCAUCAUUUACUAUUUCUCGUUGAUUAUAUUUGAACCAUCCGUUAUCAACGUGGAUGGCCAGAAUGUAGACUUGUGGUCUUUCGGUGCAGUGCUGUUCCACUUGAUGCUACUGGUGGCGACUCUGAAGCUGUGGCUGCAGGCGAGCUACCACACGCUCGUCUUCGUGGCCACCAGUGUACUCUCGUUCUUGGUUUACAUGGCUUUCAACUCUCUCUACUCUUGGUUUUAUUUCCCAAUCGACGGUGACGUCCUAGGGACAUACAUAAGACUCCUGCAUUCGCCGGCGUUCGGUUUCCUGAACGUCCUGAUUAUAAUUGCGACUCUCAUGCCAGAUUUCUGCAUUCGGAUUAUUUCCGCCAAAUGGGGAGCAAGACAUAUCAUCCCUGAAAACUUGAUUCCUACAGUUUUUAUGACUAGAAUGUGAAAGUUCAUCAUAAAAAUAUAUUAUAGAAUACCUAGGUACCAAGAAUUGAAAUGAUUAUAGCUAAUAGAAGGUAGGUACCUACGUGAAAUAAAUGAACGGUUGGUCACCGGUUGGUAGCCCUAGCGUGAACAACAUCGAAACAUAUUUUUUAAUUAAAUAGGAUAAUAUUAUGACCAAUCUAAAAAAAUAUUUCAUCGCUGCAUCAGCGUUGAAUUGAAUAGAUACAGAAUAAAGGUACCUGUUAAUUAAGUACCUUGUUACCUACUAAAUAACAGAAUGUAUCUACGUAAAUAAUGAAAUGGGUAGGCUACUUUUAUUCUAAAGCAUAGAAAGAAAAACUUAAUUAUUUAUUAGAUUAAGUUUACGUAAAGACCUAACUACGAUUAGUAUUAUUAUUGCGAAAUAAAAAAUUAUGAGCGGACCAAAAUGAAAACAAAACAUGGUAAAAUAAUAUUGUGAUGUACCUACUUAGCUAUAGUUAGGUAACUACUUUUAUUUAUAUUAAAAAUUAAUUUGUACUUUAAUUGUAUCUAGUCAUGUAAGAAGUUAAGCAGAAUUAAGUAAGUACAAUAAUAUUUAUUAUUACAAAUAGUACAAUAUAUUACAAUAUUAUGUACCUAUUACAAUAGUACAAUAAUGUUUAUUAUUGUUACCUAUUCACAGAUUGGUUGUUCGCUACGGUUGUCGAGCGUAGCGAACGAUCAAUCAUUUAACUACCUAGUUAGUACGUUAAUAUUAUUCGUCAUAGUUUGACUGGAUAAAAAUGUGACCAUUGGGUAUUAAGUACCCAGUAGGUAGAUUAAUAAUUUUUAGGUAAAGUUAAAAAAAUACAGGUUGAUUGUUGUGAUUUGUAUCUAUAAUAGAUAGGUAAUCGUAUGACGUGGUGCCUAAUCAUAGGUCUAUUAAAUGAAAAUGUGAUUUAAAAUAAAUUUUACAUUAAAUUUAA